UAGUAGCGAGUUUUCACCCAACCACAUCAAUACUAGAAACGGAUUUCAUCGCUUCUUUACUCUAAAUUUUUUGGAACAGACCUGGGAUAAUUACCGAUAAAAUGUCUCGGGGUUCCAUCGAAAUCCCUCUGCGGGACACGGACGAGGUCAUUGAGCUUGACUUCGACCAGUUGCCGGAGGGAGACGAAGUCAUAAGUAUCUUAAAGCAGGAGCACACCCAGCUGCACAUAUGGAUCGCUCUCGCGCUGGAGUACUACAAGCAAGGAAAGACCGAGGACUUUGUGAAGCUGCUGGAGGCGGCUCGUAUCGAUGGGAACCUGGACUACAGGGACCAUGAGAAAGACCAGAUGACCUGCCUGGACACCCUGGCGGCCUACUAUGUGCAGCAGGCCCGCAAGGAAAAGAACAAAGAUGCCAAGAAGGAGCUCAUCACCCAGGCCACCCUGCUUUACACCAUGGCAGACAAGAUCAUCAUGUACGACCAGAACCACCUGCUGGGAAGAGCCUGCUUCUGUCUUUUGGAGGGUGAUAAAAUGGACCAGGCUGAUGCUCAGUUCCACUUUGUCCUCAACCAGUCUACGAAUAACAUCCCCGCUCUGCUGGGUAAGGCCUGCAUCUCGUUUAACAAGAAAGACUACAGGGGAGCUCUGGCCUACUACAAGAAGGCCCUGCGCACCAACCCUGGCUGCCCAGCUGAGGUGAGGCUGGGAAUGGGUCACUGCUUCGUCAAGCUCAACAAGCUGGAGAAGGCUCGCCUGGCCUUCGGCCGUGCCCUGGAGCUCAACUCCAAGUGCGUGGGAGCGCUGGUGGGGCUGGCCGUGCUGGAGCUCAACAACAAGGAGGCCGACUCCAUCAAAAACGGGGUGCAGCUCCUCUCCCGGGCCUACACCAUCGACCCCAGCAACCCCAUGGUGCUCAACCACCUGGCCAACCACUUCUUCUUCAAGAAGGACUACAGUAAAGUGCAACACUUGGCCCUUCAUGCGUUUCACAACACAGAGGUGGAGGCUAUGCAGGCAGAGAGCUGCUACCAGCUGGCCCGCUCCUUCCAUGUGCAGGAGGACUAUGACCAGGCCUUCCAGUAUUACUACCAGGCAACUCAGUUUGCCUCCUCCACCUUUGUGCUGCCCUUCUUCGGCCUGGGGCAGAUGUACGUGUACCGCAGGGACAAGGAGAACGCGGCACAGUGCUUCGAGAAGGUCCUGAAGGCCUACCCCAACAACUACGAGACCAUGAAGAUUCUGGGCUCUCUCUAUGCCACCUCGGACGAUCAAGAGAAGAGGGACAUUGCCAAAGGCCACCUGAAGAAGGUCACAGAGCAGUACCCUGAUGACGUGGAGGCCUGGAUUGAGCUGGCCCAGAUCCUGGAGCAGACAGACAUUCAGGGGGCGCUCUCGGCGUACGGCACAGCCACACGUAUCCUGCAGGAGAAGGUGCAGGCUGAUGUCCCUCCUGAGAUCCUCAAUAACCUGGGGGCCCUGCACUUUAGACUGGGCAACCUGGGGGAGGCCAAGAAAUACUUCCUGGCCUCGCUGGAGCGGGCCAAAGCGGAGGGGGAGCAUGACGAGCACUACUACAACGCCAUCUCUGUCACCACCUCCUACAACCUGGCCCGGCUCUACGAGGCCAUGUGCGAAUUCCACGAGGCCGAGAAGCUCUACAAGAACAUCCUCCGCGAGCAUCCCAACUACGUCGACUGUUACUUGCGUCUUGGAGCGAUGGCUCGUGACAAAGGGAACUUCUAUGAAGCGUCUGAUUGGUUCAAAGAAGCCCUACAGAUCAAUCAGGACCACCCAGACGCAUGGUCCCUGAUAGGAAACCUCCACUUAGCCAAGCAGGAGUGGGGUCCGGGUCAGAAGAAGUUUGAGCGGAUCCUGAAGCAGCCAUCCACACAGAAUGACACCUACUCCAUGCUGGCGCUAGGCAACGUGUGGCUGCAGACCCUCCACCAGCCAACCAGAGACCGGGAAAAGGAAAAGCGUCACCAGGAUCGAGCCCUUGCCAUUUACAAACAGGUGCUGCGUAAUGAUUCCAGGAACCUCUAUGCUGCCAAUGGCAUAGGUGCUGUUCUGGCCCACAAGGGCUAUUUCCGCGAGGCCCGCGACGUCUUCGCCCAAGUGAGGGAGGCCACGGCGGACAUCAGCGACGUGUGGCUGAACCUCGCGCACAUCUACGUGGAGCAGAGGCAGUACAUCAGUGCCGUGCAGAUGUACGAGAACUGCCUGAAGAAGUUCUACAAGCACCAGAACACGGAGGUGCUGCUGUACCUGGCCCGGGCGCUCUUCAAGUGCGGCAAGCUGCAGGAGUGCAAGCAGACGCUGCUGAAGGCGCGCCACGUGGCCCCCAACGACACGGUGCUGAUGUUCAACGUGGCGCUGGUGCUGCAGAGGCUGGCCACGCUGGUGCUGAAGGACGAGAAGAGCAACCUGAAGGCCGUGCUGAGCGCCGUCAAGGAGCUGGAGCUGGCGCACAGGUACUUCAGCUACCUCAGCAAGGCAGGAGACAAGAUGAGAUUUGACCUGGCGCUGGCUGCCACAGAGGCGAGGCAGUGCUCGGACCUGCUGAGCCAGGCGCAGUACCACGUGGCCCGGGCCCGCAAGCAGGACGAGGAGGAGAAGGAGCUGCGGGCAAAGCAGGAGCAGGAGAGGGACUUGCUGCGGCAGCAGAUGCUGAAGGAGCAGGAGGAGAAGAGAAACAAGGAGGUGGAGGAGCAGAAGAAGCUGCUGGAGCAGAGAGCCCAGUACGUGGAGAAGACCAGAAACCUCCUGUCCUUCGCAGAGGGGUUGAAGGAGCCCACAAAGGAGAAGAAGAAAGGAGGUGGAGGCCGGCGCAAGAAAGGGGCUGACUUCGAUGAGUUUGUCAACGACGACUCCGACGAAGAGCUCCCCGUGAAGAAGAAGAAGAAGAGGAGGGCGGGCAGCGGGAGCGAGCCAGAGGAGGAGGGCGAGGAGGGAGAGAAGAGGCCCCGCAAGAAGAGGAGGAGAUCUGUCAAAGGCAACGAAGGCAGCGACGAUGAUGAAGGAAGCUCCAGGCCCAAGAAACAACGCAAGCCCCGAGAGCGCAAGAAGAUCGAGAAGGCCAAGCCUGAGCGCAUGCCACUGUCUCUCAAAGGCAAGAUCAAGUCCAAGGCAAUUAUCUCAUCCUCCGAUUCCUCUUCAGAUGAGGAUGGCCUGAAAAUCGCUGAAGACAGGAACCCCAGGGACAGCGGGUCUGGCUCGGAGGAGGAGGAGGAGGAGGAGUCAGGCCACAGGAAGCGCAUUGCCUCAGACAGCGAGUCGGACGAAGAGCGCGACCGCUCCGGCAGCGAGGGCGGGAGCCCCCGCCGCUCCGCCAACUCUGAUGAGGACGACUCCGGCAGCGACCGCCCAGCGAAGAAACGGAGGAGGCCGCAGUCCGACUCGGAGCAGUCGGACAACGGCAGCAAGAAGAGCCGCUCCGAGGGCUCCGAGGACGAGUCCCAGCCCGCCUCGCCCGCCCCCGACUCCGAAAGGGGCUCGGAGAACGAGGGGUCCCCCCGCCGGUCCGACAACGAGUCCGAGCCCGAGCGCUCCAACCGCGGCUCUGACGACGACAGCGACUGAGCGGGCAGCUGACUUUAUACUCGCCGAAACAAAUCAGAUCCUGCUCGUUUUUUGACGUGAAUUUCAAGAGAAGCUCAGGACACUGGAAGAUUUUCCCGCAAUGUGUUGCAUGUGACCCUUUAAGGAAGGCAAAAAUGCAGCUGUGUAGGACUUGGAGGCAUCAUGUUUUUUUUUUUUUGUUUUCUUUAUAGGUUUUUAUAUGAUAGAUCCCUGUCAGACAGUUCCUGGCCUUUUUCUGUUGCUUCUUUUCGUCCUCCGUUUAUGAGUUGUGGGACUGAGGGUAAAACUGUGUAUAUAGCAAUGCUGUCAUGCAUUAAAGCUGUCCGUCUGCUGGUUUUCAUAUUGUUUUAAUAUCUUUCUGGUUUACUUUUUGGAAGAGCAACAUUAACAGCUCAAUGAAAUAUGAGUAGGCCUAUUACUUGGCUGAGUUG
This is a messenger RNA of Megalops cyprinoides (Indo-Pacific tarpon), 4012 nucleotides long. RefSeq names its product CTR9 homolog, Paf1/RNA polymerase II complex component (gene ctr9). Gene Ontology annotation, cellular component: Cdc73/Paf1 complex. Lineage: Eukaryota; Metazoa; Chordata; Actinopteri; Elopiformes; Megalopidae. Bases 102 to 3581 code for a protein of 1159 amino acids. The transcript has 23 exons. The record is from RefSeq and is a predicted model, not a curated record. Gene Ontology annotation, biological process: regulation of DNA-templated transcription. Gene Ontology annotation, molecular function: RNA polymerase II complex binding.